Messenger RNA from Odontomachus brunneus, 2493 nucleotides. Its product is annotated as Krueppel-like factor 7. Gene Ontology annotation, molecular function: DNA-binding transcription factor activity, RNA polymerase II-specific; RNA polymerase II cis-regulatory region sequence-specific DNA binding. The transcript is spliced from 5 exons. NCBI's taxonomy places the organism in Eukaryota, Metazoa, Arthropoda, Insecta, Hymenoptera, Formicidae. Gene Ontology annotation, biological process: regulation of transcription by RNA polymerase II. The record is from RefSeq and is a predicted model, not a curated record. Bases 927 to 1871 code for a protein of 314 amino acids.
UACCGUGCUGUUGGUUAUACGCUCAGUCGCUGACUAAACGUCCCAUCAAAAUGUAGAUACAUUAUCCUCGGGUUUUCGUCGCGUGGGGUGUCAGUCGGAGUCUAUCGCGAAGGAUCAGUCGAAUUCCAGUGAUCUACGUGAAAUCCUUACCCGUUUUCUCAACUGACGAAAAAAUGUGAUGCGUUAUCUUCGAAAAACACGAAGUUUCAAAGUGUGUUGUAAUCUCAUCCUGUGAACGGGAAUACGUGAUAUACCGCGUGUCUCGUCAUUCGUGUUUGCAACUUGGUAGCUUGUUAAAGUAGCUAUUUUCAUCUUCGCGUUCGCGACGAUAUUCAUCCUUGAGUAGCUCGUCGGAGUAGCUAUUUUGAUUGUAUUAACGGUGCUCUUCUUUUUUCUCUUCUCGCUUUUGCGAUAUUCGUGCGAACAUUUCGGAUCGUGAUAAUUACGUUUUCUCGUGCGAUAACAUGGCAUAGUGCGUGUCAUCAAAUUCGCGAUAUUUAUAAUCAGCAAUCAAUUUCGACUCGAUGUACGAAAAUAAAAUCGUGUCGCGGAAGUGCGCGCUUUGCUCGCCGAAAAAUCGAUAAAUUCUCUCUCUCUCUCUCUCUUUGUCCCUUCUUCCUUCCUUCGCUAUCUCUCUUUCUCGUUUUCGGUCCGUCUUUUCUCUUUGCGCCGCGGCGCGAGAUAUCCUUUGUUCGAUAAAUCAACGUCGAUUUCAUCCCUACGCGAGCAUCAAUUACAAGACUCUUCUCGAGACAUUAAUUUAUUAUCGGGGAGAAACGUAAUCUCACAGGCGAUUGAUACACUCGUCGCUCCGGCCGAGUAACACAAAAACAAUCGCCGGCUCUCUUUUCGCUAAUAAACAAAAAAGAAAGGAGAGAAGAGAGGAGAGUGUACGCGUUCAAGCAGCUUUUGGCAGCAAUACGAAGAUGUCGGACGAACUGCUGUACUCCACCUUGGGCCUAACGAUGGACACCGGUGUCGAGAGGCAAUUACUCUCUCCGACCACGAUAAAUUUACCGUACGAUUACGAGGUGUCGUGCGAGACGCUCAGCGACGAUUUCGGGAUAAUAUCGACAGCCAGAGAGUCGAACAUCGCGACGAAUUCGAGAGAGAUGGAUUGCUACACUGACUUAACUUACUCCACCAAGUCGUCGUCGUGGAACGACUGGUUGCCUACCAAUACGCUUACAUCGUCAGGUUGUCUAAGCGAAUUGAGCGAACUGGACUCUGAGCUGGACUGGUGUCUGGAGAAGAGCUGGGACUCCGGCCUGCCGGAAAGGACGCCGCUGUGCACUGCGGGAUGCGAAGGAUUCCUGCAUCUGCCGCUACCGAAUCCGCAGCAGACGCCGCAGUGCGAGGAGCCGUUGCUAGUGCUUGGGAUCGACUUGUGCGCAUUGGAGAACACGCUAGGAGCGAACACGAUAGAUUAUAACAACAAUCAGUUAGACAACAGUCUCCUAAUCUCGUCAGCAGCUACCGCCGCGUUAGCGACACACGAUUACACCAAUCGCAGUUUAGCGACCGCAGCCGAGGACCGAUGCUUUCCAUGUACUUAUCCAGGAUGUGUGAAGGUCUACGCCAAGGCGUCCCACUUGAAAGCUCACUUGCGCCGGCAUACCGGCGAGAAGCCAUUCGCAUGCACAUGGCCCGGCUGCGGAUGGCGUUUCAGCCGAUCGGACGAGUUAGCGCGACACCGGCGCUCGCAUUCGGGCGUAAAACCUUAUGAAUGCGAGAUGUGCUCGAAGAAGUUCGCGCGCAGCGAUCACCUGGCCAAGCAUCGCAAAGUGCACCGGAAGAACGCCUAUCCGUUGUUCCACGGGGCUAGAGGGCUGCGCGGUGACAAGAUGAACGUUCUACCAGCGGAGAUUUAGGAUCGACGCGAGUCGAAAUCGCUCAUUCGCCACCGAUGCGGACAGAAGACGAACACGUUAACGACAUACCUUUUAUAUACUAUAUAAGGAUUGACGAAUAAAGUACUUAAAAGUACGUAAAAGCUAACCGACGUAUGGAUAACUCAUCGAACGAGUGACGCAAACCGGUUGUUCUUAACGCUCACGGAGACCAACAGCCGUCUGAAGAGUGGAAGAGACGUCCAAGUUUUCUCUUUUUACUCACGGAAAUCGACGAGACAUAAGUGAGAAUUAAGAGAUGAAGAAAAGAGUUCGUUUCUACGUACUGCCUGAAGCAAUGGUAUAUCUUGUGACUUCACAAAAUGGAUACCUCGCAUUCAAGCGUUAAGAACCAUUGGGUGCAAACUGUUCGACAAAACGAUAUAGCGUUCUGUUUCUACGAAGAUCGAAGGAUUUAUCAUGUAAAUUUUUAAGAUAAAUGUAGAUAUAUGUCGCACCGCAACUCUUCUAUUGCGGAAGAGCAUAAUCGACGCGAUCAACUGAAAAUUAUAUUGAAUCCAAAGAGAGAUUACUUCGACCUAGUAUUAGUGCGAUCAGUCCUUCUUAGCGGCAGUUAAAAGAGCUACUUCGGUAAGAAAUUUUU